This is a messenger RNA of Carlito syrichta (Philippine tarsier), 1382 nucleotides long. It is a transcript of the gene ERLIN1, whose product is annotated as ER lipid raft associated 1. The transcript has 10 exons. NCBI's taxonomy places the organism in Eukaryota, Metazoa, Chordata, Mammalia, Primates, Tarsiidae. Gene Ontology annotation, cellular component: endoplasmic reticulum membrane; endoplasmic reticulum. Bases 200 to 1081 code for a protein of 293 amino acids. Gene Ontology annotation, molecular function: ubiquitin protein ligase binding; cholesterol binding. Gene Ontology annotation, biological process: SREBP signaling pathway. The record is from RefSeq and is a predicted model, not a curated record.
GAAGUAGCAGUGGUUCGUUAUGUGUACCUCACGUCGGUGAGGCUUGAGUAAGUUGGUCGCAUGAGAAAGAGUGACUGUGUAUUGCAGCGUUUGAGACUUGGAAAGAGAAUUUGUCUCUUGAUAAUCAUGUCGCAUUGAAACAUCUCUUUGCAGGGGAGGAGCUUUACUAACUAGCCCCAGUGGACCGGGCUAUCAUAUCAUGUUGCCUUUCAUUACUACGUUCAGAUCUGUGCAGACGACACUACAAACUGACGAAGUUAAAAACGUGCCUUGUGGAACAAGCGGCGGGGUCAUGAUCUAUAUUGACCGAAUAGAAGUGGUUAAUAUGCUGGCUCCUCAUGCAGUGUUUGAUAUCGUGAGGAACUACACUGCAGAUUACGACAAGACUUUGAUCUUCAACAAAAUCCACCACGAGCUGAACCAGUUUUGCAGUGCACACACGCUUCAGGAAGUGUACAUCGAAUUGUUUGAUCAAAUAGAUGAAAACCUGAAGCAAGCCCUGCAGCAAGACUUAAACAUCAUGGCCCCAGGUCUCACUAUCCAGGCUGUGCGUGUUACAAAACCCAAAAUCCCAGAAGCCAUAAGAAGAAAUUUUGAGUUGAUGGAGGCCGAGAAGACGAAACUUCUUAUAGCUGCACAGAAACAGAAGGUUGUGGAAAAAGAAGCUGAGACUGAGAGGAAAAAGGCUGUUAUAGAAGCCGAGAAGAUUGCACAAGUGGCAAAAAUUCAGUUUCAGCAGAAGGUGAUGGAGAAAGAAACGGAAAAGCGCAUUUCUGAAAUUGAAGAUGCGGCGUUCCUGGCCCGGGAGAAGGCGAAAGCAGACGCCGAGUUCUACGCUGCACACAAGCAUGCCACCUCGAACAAGCUUAAACUGACCCCGGCUUACCUGGAGCUCCAGAAGUACCAGGCCAUCGCAUCCAACAGCAAGAUCUACUUUGGCAGCAGCCUCCCCCGCAUGUUUGUGGAGUCCUGCGCGCGGAGGCCCACAGAGAUCUGGACUGGAGGAGAAGGCCCCCUGCCCUCCACAGAAGCCCUCGAGCCCCCUGGAGAGACCCUCCAAAGCCAGGAGGGCACCGGGUGAUGCCAGGGCGGCCCAUCCCCUCGUCCAGUGUGGCCCGGGGCUGGUGGAAACGGUGGCUGUGGACUGGGGCUCGCCGAGGACCCGUGCCUGUCUGCUCUGCCCCCUUGACAGUCCCGGCCCGUCCACUGGUGGCAGGAUGGAGCCGGCUGCCUGGCGCUCGGGUGGUCUCAGCCACAAUGUGACCAAGGCUCCUGUGUGUGUUCCUUCCUAAACUGGCCCUCGUGAGUGAGGGGAGAUGACACCAUGAUGCUGCUGCACUGGAAUGCUCAACACUAAACAUGUGACAGGCGGGGUUCUUCUC